AUUUUGAAUAUAAAACACAUUAGAAAACAAAAAAGGUCCCGGGUUUCAUGUUCCACGAAACGUCAAAGUAAAAGUAAUAACACUCAUUGUCCCAUUCUUUAAAUAUCUCACGACUUCUCACCUCAUAUUUCUCUCACACUCCAUUUACCAUGACUUACACUAAGAGGCAAAUCAAGAUCAAUCACUGGCCGGAGAAGAAAGACAAAGAGAAGGAGAAAUACCCAAAAAACAGUGAAACGAUAAAAUUGAUAGUUCUCACUCUGCUUCUCUCCUUCUCAAUUUGUUUCCUCUUCCUAAUUCUCCAUUUCCCCUUCACAACAGAGUUCACAGCCUCAAUCCCCCGCAAAUGCUACCACAAUUUCACCGUCUACGUCUACGAUCUUCCCAAAGAGUUCAACAUCGGUAUCCUCCAAAACUGCCGACACUUAAACAUCUACACCAACAUGUGUCCCCACGUAGCCAACAAUGGCCUCGGUCAGCCUCUUUACCGCAGCGGAAGAACCUCGUGGUUCGCUACACACCAGUUCAUAGCCGAGAUGAUCUUCCACGCACGUGUAAAGAACCACCCGUGCCGCACGUGUGAGCCAAACAAUGCCGACAUCUUCUACGUCCCUUUCUACGGUGGCCUCUACGCUUCAAGCGUCUUCCGAGAGCAAAACCUGACCAACCGCGACGAGCUAGCCGUCAGAUUAGUUGACUAUAUUAGUGGCCAACGAUGGUGGAAGAGAAGCAACGGUCGUGAUCAUUUCUUGGCUAUAGGGAGGACAGCUUGGGACUUCAUGCGCUCCUCCGACACUGAUGACUUUGGAGCAAACAUGCUCAUGCAAAUGCCACGUGUCAAGAACAUGUCGGUGCUGACCGUGGAGAGGCAACCUUGGAAAGGUGACAAUCACUUUGGUAUACCGUAUCCUUCUUAUUUUCACCCGUACACGUCAGCAGAAAUGGUGACGUGGCAAGACAAGAUGAGAAGAGUCGAUAGACCAAACUUGUUUAGUUUUGUCGGUGGGCCGAGAAAGGGCUUGGAGAAAGCAGCCAUUAGAGACAAGCUGAUCAAGCAAUGCGCUGAGUCGAGCCAUUGUGAGCUUCUCAAGUGUGAAAAUGGAGGGUCCAGGUGUCACGACCCGAUGACGGUAUUAGGAGUGAUGGCUAGGUCACGGUUUUGUCUACAAGCACCGGGGGACUCAUACACGCGUAGGUCAACAUUUGAUGCGAUGUUAGCCGGCUGCAUACCGGUAUUUUUCUCACCACACACUAUGUAUACACAGUACUUGUGGUAUCUUCCAGACGAUAAAAGAAGUUACUCAGUGUUUAUGGACGAAAAGAACAAUACUCAUAUAGAACAAGAGCUCUUGAGGAUCUCAGAGAGCGAAGUGGUUCAAAUGAGAGAAACAGUCAUCGAUUUGAUCCCAAGCGUAACUUAUGCGCACCCAAAUGCUACUAACUAUGAUUUACCAGAUGCGGUUGAUGUAGCGUUAGAGGCGCUAGCUAAGCAAGCAAGAGACAAGGUUGUGGUUUCAUUGUAAGCCCUAUAUAUACUUUUGUGCUUUUCUGAUGUAAUUAGUCCCAAAGAAUAAAGAAUUUUAGUGGCUCAAGCCAAGCAGGUGAUAAUAUUUUCAUCUACGUCACCUUCCUGAAUGCAAUGGUAGAGUUUUGUUUUGGCUAA
Messenger RNA from Arabidopsis lyrata subsp. lyrata, 1663 nucleotides. RefSeq names its product probable xyloglucan galactosyltransferase GT17. Bases 150 to 1523 code for a protein of 457 amino acids. The transcript is spliced from 2 exons. The record is from RefSeq and is a predicted model, not a curated record. Gene Ontology annotation, molecular function: glycosyltransferase activity. NCBI's taxonomy places the organism in Eukaryota, Viridiplantae, Streptophyta, Magnoliopsida, Brassicales, Brassicaceae.